Drosophila melanogaster (fruit fly) is the source of this 2273-nucleotide messenger RNA. It is a transcript of the gene esg, whose product is annotated as escargot. Bases 229 to 1641 code for a protein of 470 amino acids. The transcript has a single exon. Gene Ontology annotation, molecular function: RNA polymerase II transcription regulatory region sequence-specific DNA binding. Gene Ontology annotation, cellular component: nucleus. The record is from RefSeq and is marked reviewed. Lineage: Eukaryota; Metazoa; Arthropoda; Insecta; Diptera; Drosophilidae. Gene Ontology annotation, biological process: asymmetric neuroblast division; central nervous system development; regulation of neural precursor cell proliferation.
CUCAGUUAUUCCCAGACUCUAACCGAUUCACAUAACCAUCUCUCCCAACGCAAUAUACCCGAAAUAUAACCGAUAUUCAAUCGCUUUGCUUAACGGAACACGCGUUUGGUAUUUGUGCAUCGAUCGAGUAUUUGUGCCUGUGUGAACAUGACACACUGAAAACAAAGUGACGAAAAUUAAGAACAUUUUACAACAAUUCCGGUAAACUAUCAAUAAAAAGCCAGUAAAAUGCAUACCGUGGAAGACAUGUUGGUGGAGAAAAACUACAGCAAGUGCCCGCUAAAAAAGCGCCCAGUUAAUUACCAGUUCGAGGCGCCUCAAAAUCACAGUAACACCCCAAAUGAGCCGCAGGAUUUGUGCGUAAAGAAAAUGGAAAUUCUGGAGGAAAAUCCCUCCGAGGAACUGAUCAACGUCAGCGAUUGUUGCGAGGACGAGGGUGUGGAUGUAGAUCAUACAGAUGAUGAACACAUCGAGGAGGAGGACGAGGACGUCGAUGUGGAUGUGGACUCGGACCCAAAUCAGACCCAGGCUGCGGCUUUAGCUGCUGCCGCAGCUGUGGCCGCCGCUGCAGCCGCCUCCGUGGUUGUGCCCACGCCCACAUACCCGAAAUAUCCCUGGAACAACUUCCACAUGUCGCCCUACACCGCCGAGUUCUACAGGACCAUCAAUCAGCAGGGUCAUCAGAUUUUGCCGCUGCGUGGCGAUCUCAUUGCGCCCAGUUCGCCGAGUGACUCGCUGGGCUCCCUGUCGCCGCCACCACAUCAUUACCUUCAUGGUCGCGCAAGCUCCGUUUCCCCGCCCAUGAGAUCUGAAAUCAUCCAUAGACCAAUCGGCGUGCGGCAGCACCGUUUCCUGCCCUAUCCACAGAUGCCCGGUUAUCCGAGCUUGGGCGGCUAUACCCAUACCCAUCAUCACCAUGCGCCUAUCUCGCCGGCUUAUUCCGAGAAUUCCUACUACUCCAUGCGAUCGAUGACGCCUGAAUCCAGCUGCAGCUCCUCGCUGCCCGAGGAUCUAUCCCUGAAACACAAGAACCUGAACUUGAAUCUAAACACUAGCCAGCCGGGAGAGCAAGCAGCAGCCAAAACCGGGGAUAUGUCGCCCGAAACUAUGCCGAAUGCCUCCGCCAAGAAGGACAAGAACCAGCCGCCGCGUUACCAGUGCCCGGAUUGCCAGAAAUCUUACUCCACCUUCUCCGGGCUGACCAAACAUCAGCAGUUCCAUUGCCCGGCCGCCGAGGGUAAUCAGGUGAAGAAGUCCUUCAGCUGCAAGGAUUGUGACAAGACCUAUGUUUCGUUGGGUGCCCUCAAGAUGCACAUUCGCACCCACACGUUGCCCUGCAAGUGCAAUCUGUGCGGCAAGGCCUUCUCGCGACCAUGGCUGCUGCAAGGACACAUUCGCACUCAUACGGGAGAGAAGCCCUUCAGUUGCCAGCAUUGCCACCGGGCCUUUGCAGAUCGCUCGAAUCUGCGAGCACAUCUGCAGACCCACUCGGACAUCAAGAAGUACUCCUGCACCAGUUGCUCGAAGACCUUCUCGCGGAUGUCCCUCCUAACCAAGCAUUCAGAGGGCGGAUGUCCUGGCGGCAGUGCAGGAUCCUCCAGCAGCAGCGAACUCAACUACGCCGGCUAUGCCGAGCCGUAAGGCAAUAUAUUUAUAUAUACAUUAUAUAGCUGAGAUCCCAGCCAUGUUCCACCAAAAAUUAGUUCCUAGCUCUCUUAGGCGGCUCCAAGUUCCCGAAACUCCCAGUGCAGACACACAACUUCAAGCAGAAUUUCACUUGUUUUUUAAUUUCUAGUCAGCAUUUUCUCCCAGAAGAGAGAAAAUUAAAAAUUACGUUUUAAUUUGUACAAUCCGGCAACAUUUUUGUAACCACCACCACCAAUUUGAAUAGUUUGAACCAUUUUAAAAUGUGUGCCCAUAAUAUAUCCUAAAGAUGAACUUUGUAAAGUAUUCUUCGAUUUAUCCUGUACAUAAUGUAUUAUGUCUAACUGUAGACUCUAAGCUGAACAAAUGAAACGCCAGACAAUCAAUCGUAAGCAAGACAUACAUCUCUAUAUUUUAUACGAUAGUAUUUUUAGCCUAGCUGUAAAAACCGUAAACUAUUUUUGAUAUGACCACUACUUUUUCGCGUACACAUUGAAAAUGUUCUACUGUAGCUUAAGUGAAGAUAAGCAAACAACACAUACAUAUAUUUUGAUACGAAAAUGUUUUGUAAUUCUAAGUAAUUUAUUGCAUCAAGCGAAGAAAGAAGGAAAUACAUUUUAUUUACAUAC